Penicillium argentinense is the source of this 738-nucleotide messenger RNA. RefSeq lists its product as uncharacterized. The transcript is spliced from 3 exons. The record is from RefSeq and is a predicted model, not a curated record. NCBI's taxonomy places the organism in Eukaryota, Fungi, Ascomycota, Eurotiomycetes, Eurotiales, Aspergillaceae. Bases 1 to 738 code for a protein of 245 amino acids.
AUGGAGACCGUCAAUAAAGUUGUCCACGCUGCCUCGACCGCCAUUUGGGGUGAGGGAGACCAGAACCAGUCGACCGCGCCGCAUGGCGACGAACCCAUCUCUGGUGUGCAGGGCAAAGGUGUCUUCAAUGACCCUUAUGACGCUGGGAACCGCGAUGAUCAAUACGCAGCACCGGCCACAGACCAAGAUACUGCACCCAAAGAGCCCACGGCAGAUUAUAAGGCCCCAACGCUGAACGAUACGACCAAUGAUAUGCCAGCCAGUACAGCCGCAGCUGGCGUGGCUCUGAACCCGAAGGCCACCGCAGGUGGUAAUGCUACAGAGAACAGCACCGCAGACACGGAGCAGCGCAGCACAGAGAAAUCCAAGGAUGCGGGAGGUAGCACUGAACCGGCUUCUGGCGCCUCUGGCUCUGUCCCGCGCAAACAUGAAGUCAGCGAGGAAGCAUUGAAGGGUCCCCAGGGCCCUGCGCCUCACCCGGCAUCGGAGUUUGAGGAUGAAGCCAAGCGGAAGAGACCUGCUUUUAAGGACCCCGGCUUUAAGGAUCCGAAGGCGUCCGAGACACACAAUGACGCCGGCAAGAGCGGUAACUCCUCUUCGAAGAGUCCCGGCAAGGCUUCGACUGGCAGUGAUAACAGCAAUGGAAAUGGAAAGCAUAGCACCAUGUCCAAGGUGAAAGAGGGCCUGAAGAAGGUUGCUCACCCCCGACACGGCAGCAAGUCUUCCUCCUCGUCUUGA